Molecule: messenger RNA, 3508 nt
Organism: Salvelinus sp. IW2-2015
Lineage: Eukaryota; Metazoa; Chordata; Actinopteri; Salmoniformes; Salmonidae
Source: RefSeq, a predicted model, not a curated record
AUUUCAUGCGCCUGAAGUUUCAUAUUGUGCGCGCAAAAUAAGAAGAGCUGUCUGAAGUUGAAUUAAUAUUGAGCAUUUUGGGGCAUAGCUACGAUGUUUAGCCCUCGUCCCACCCCCUGUUCAGGCCGAAGGCAGUCCUCAAGGGUCACCGGUAGAAAGAGUCUCGCCGGUACACCUACAGGGCUUCUCUUUUCCCCACGUAGGACGUCGUUAGCAGCGAGAUCAACUCCUACGCGUGUGCAGAGCUACUCAACUUCAGAAGCACUCCACUUCGAUGUCCAGACGUUUGGCUCUUCUCUACCUGUCAAAGUCAUGGAGGCUUUGACUAUGGCUGAUGCCGAUGACCAGAUCUCUGUGAAGGUGGAUGAGAGUGGCUGGGCCUGGAUGGUGUGUGGAGAGAGACUGAUCAUCUGGAAGAUCUGCCAGACUGCUGUUGCAAAGUUGUCAGUAUGUAAGGGCCUCCAGCUGCCCACUAGUGAGUUUGUCUACUAUGCUGAUCUCAUCUCGAUAUCAUCUCCCAGYCCUCUGGAGACUGCCACUGUUCAGUCUAUCUCUGUCAUGGCGGUGGCUCCGGAGGGAACAGCCCGGUUCUGGCCUAGUUUGGCCCACGAGGGGAAUUACGCUGAGACUGUGAUCGACAUGGGCGAAAACCUCUGCAACUUUGUUGUGGCUGUUAGGGGGGGUAGUUUYAUCGUGUCAUCCUAUAAGGGCCAGUUGAUGCGUCUCGGGGCGGACCCCUCCGGAAAACCGCUGCAGAGGGCGCUACAGCAGKRCCAGGGGGUGCUUUCCGGCAUCGGACGCCGCGUCUCCAGCCUCUUUGGCAUGCUCGCCCCGCUUACCAACAACAAUCUUCACAGUGUUCUGUGGGUGGGAGAGAUGGGCUGCCUAUAUACUCUGACCUCCUGUGGGCUCAGUAAAUGGGAGGUGGAUGAGGUCACAGAGCACCAGGUCCUCAGCUGGGACUCCAGCCGCGCUCUGACGGAGAGUGUCGUCGACGCCAUCUGGGGGUCAGAGAGCAACUUUGAGGAAAUCAAGGAGGGAGUGAACGUUACCUACAUGGACAUGCAGCUGAGCCAGGAUGGCCUGGUAGUGUUGGCAGCAGCCUGGCACCCCUCAGACUCCCCCUGCCUGGCCUACUUCUGCCUGGUCACCCUGCUGGACAACGGCAACAACAUCUCUGAGGAGCUCUCUGUGGAGGUCACCAAGUACAACCCCCCCUUCCAGAGUGAGGAUGCCCUCCAGGCCAUGAGGCUGGUGUUACCACGGGCCUCCAGCCCUGCUGCCUUCCUGUACAACRMGGAGCUGGUGUUUGCCUGCUCCACCGGUACUGGCAGAGGAGGUCUACCUGAGGAGAAGAUCCCCUUCAACACACCUGGUGACCGUCUGCGUGGUGGGGGCUGCUGUGCCAACCUGCCAGUGUUCUUCUCCCAGAACAGUGGUCUGGUGGCCGUGGUGGCCAGGGAGAGUGCCUCCAUGCUGCCUGAGACUAUGGAGGACUCCCUCUGCUUCUCCUUGGCUGGGGCCGGCCCUGAGGCAACUGCWAUGGAGACUCCGACUAGGAUGGAUUCUGUAGCGCAAGAGGACAAAACCAAACUCCUAAAAGCAGCGUUCCUGCAGUUCUGCCGGAAUGACCUGGUGGGGGCCCAGACCAUGACAGACGAGCUGUUCCCCCUGGAGGAGGACGGAGACGGGGAGGUGGGCGGGGAGCUGGAUCUGGUGGUGACCCGGAUCAACCUGGACCUGGUGGACGACUACCCAGCCUCAGACCCCCGCUGGGCCGAGUCUGUCCCUGACGAGAGUGCUGGCUUCCCCCUGACCUCCCUCAUCAUCCUCCACCAGCUAGAGGACAAGAUGAAGGCCCACGGAUGCUUCAUGGACUUCCUGCUACAGGUGGGUCUCCUGGACCGGCUGGGCCAGACCGCGGUGCGCUCGUCUCCCAUGGCGACGCGCCUGUUGCUGUGUGAACACGCCGAGAGUGUCUCAGAUCUCCUCAGUCUUCGAGUGUCUACUAGAAGAGGAGGAGAGGACUCUGAAGGAGAACCCUGUGGACUCUGUGAAGUGGGCUGAAGUGGUGCUCAGUGUCAACACCAUCAUCAAGGACAUGCUGCAGGCUGCUGGUCAGUACAGAGACACCAAGGCCUCACUGUACAGAGCCUCAGAGAGCACCACUGCUGAGCCAGAAUACAUCCCAUGGACCGCCUCUAGCUGUCUGGGUGGGGUGCGUACCGUCAUCGCCCGCCAGCACGAGGUGAUCCUGCGUGACGUGUACCCUCACGCCGACUCGGAGCUGCGCAAUGGCCUGAACGAGCAGCUGGCAGCGCUGCUGGAUGUGCUCCUGGGAGGCUACGUUGCCCAGCUGACCUCACUGAGACCGGGCCGGCCGGGCCAGCAGGACCGCUACAACACCCUGGAGAUGGAGUACACGCAGCGCCGCUCUGAGCUGCUCGCACCACUGUUGGAGCUGGGUCAGUACCAGUGGGUGGCAGCACUGGCAGAGAAAUAUUGUGACUUUGACAUCCUGGUCCAGAUGUGUGAGCAGACUGACAACCAGAAUAGACUGCAGCACUACAUGGCCAAGUUCGCCGACCAGAACUUUGCGGACUUCCUGUUCCGCUGGUACAUGGAGAAGGGAAAGCGGGGCAAGCUGCUCUCCCAGCCCAUCGCCCAGCACCAGCAGCUGGCCAGCUUCCUGCAGUCCCACGAACACCUCAGCUGGCUGCACCACAUCCACGUCCACGACUUCAGCAGUGCCCACAAAACCCUGUAUGGCCAGGCCAACAUGGAGACACGUUACUUUGUGAAGAAGAAGACCCUGUUGGCUCUCAGUAAACUGACUGCCUUGGCAUCAGACAUGCCUGAGGCUGUGAUGAAGAAACAAGUAGACGACAUGGUAGAGCAGGAGCGGUUCCUGCUGCACCAGGAGACUCUGCCCAAACAGCUGCUGGAGGAGAAACAACAGAACCCAGACACCAUGCCCCUGCUCAGCGCUCACAACCUUAUUAAUCUGUAUAUUUGUAAUGACAACAGACGAGCCAAUGAGUAUGACUUCAAGAAGGCUCUGGAUCUACUGGAGUACAUAGACGAGGAGGAUGCUGUGGACAUUGAGGGACUCAAGUGUGAGAUCUUCUGCAAGGCCCUCAAGAAAGACGACUGGUCGUCUGCUGAUGGGAACGAUGACCCUCUGGAGGCAGCCAAGGACAGCAUCUUUGUCAAGAUCCUCAUCAAGCUCAUACAAGAAGGUGUUCCUCUACAGACCUACCUUCCUGACUUCAAAGACCUUCUUCAACUGGAUGAGAUGGAGGCUUUGAAAUCAAAGCCCACUUUUGAGUUUGUACUGCGGGCCAACUAUGAACAUUACCUGCAAGCACAGAUCUGAUGACCCCUGACCCCUUUCACAACUGUGUCUCCCAGGUUGCACUUGGUUUGUUCCUUACUUUCCAUUUUUACUGUUUGUUUGACAAAAAGAUAACGUGUUGCAUUUUCUAAAUAAAAGUCAUAUUUCUGUAAA